UACUCGCCAAAACCGGUGCAGGGUUUUAGCUUCGUAGAACCCUUACAGUUACAGUUACAGAGCCGGCGAGAGUGAGGAACUAAGGAAGCAAGGAACCCUAAACAUUAUUUUCCGAUCAUUUCGAUUAUUAAUUAAAAAGGAACAUGGCAUCCGCCGCCGGCGCCACCGCGAGGUCGAUUUUCCGGUCAUGCUCUGCUCGCCGCGCCGCUUUCCGUCUCGGCGCCGAAGCUAAAGCAGCUCGUUCUCCGUUCCGCCUUGGCUCAAACAAACCUCUGCCACAAUCCAUGCUUAGGUGUCCUGCGGAAUUGAGCUUCUGUGUGGAAUCAAUGCUGCCUUACCAUACGGUCACUGCAUCAGCACUGAUGACUUCCAUGCUCGCUGUCUCUCGCCGCAGUUAUGGUUGGCUCUCGGAAGAUUGCAAUGAUGAUGUGUGAUUAGUGUUCUGAAGAUGCAAGCAAUCUUUUAUGUACAAAUCUGCUUCGUGAGGCAGUGUCUUGACUGAGCCAUCUGUACUUCUUUUUCUAUUUCAGAUGCAUAAAAGGAUGCUACUUUAUCCACCUUGAUUUUAGUUUCUGAAGGCAAAUAAGCUGAAAAUGUAUUGCGCAUCGUUGGAUAAAGUUUUGACUUAUUUGUCCUUGUUUAGAAAUUUCAAAUUGGAUCAGCUAGGGAGGUUUAGUGAAUGUUAGAGCUGGAUUAUGUAGUCAAACUUCUACAUUCAACUUCAACUCUUAAAGGGUGCCUAUUAAGCAUCCUUCUUUAUAUGGCUGAUCCAAAUUCAUCUAGUAUACACUUUCCUUUUUCUCAAUUACUUACUGCGAAUAAGUAGGUCUCAUAUUUUUGUU
Messenger RNA from Arachis ipaensis, 842 nucleotides. RefSeq names its product protein NUCLEAR FUSION DEFECTIVE 6, mitochondrial. Gene Ontology annotation, cellular component: mitochondrion. Lineage: Eukaryota; Viridiplantae; Streptophyta; Magnoliopsida; Fabales; Fabaceae. The record is from RefSeq and is a predicted model, not a curated record.